Salvia miltiorrhiza (redroot sage) is the source of this 2682-nucleotide messenger RNA. RefSeq names its product phosphoglucomutase, chloroplastic. The transcript has 23 exons. The record is from RefSeq and is a predicted model, not a curated record. Gene Ontology annotation, biological process: carbohydrate metabolic process. Gene Ontology annotation, molecular function: phosphoglucomutase activity; magnesium ion binding. Bases 204 to 2120 code for a protein of 638 amino acids. Lineage: Eukaryota; Viridiplantae; Streptophyta; Magnoliopsida; Lamiales; Lamiaceae. Gene Ontology annotation, cellular component: cytosol.
AGACCCUCAAUAGCUCUCUAGAUUUGCGAACCACAUUGACUCCCUCUCCCCAAUUUUCCUCUUCUUAAAAACCUCUAAUUUUCAAUCACCUUACUCCACUCCACCACCCUACACAUCUUUCUCUCCUACAUUUCACGGGAACAACACAAAAAGAAUAAGUGCGCAAACUUCUGAACAAGUUUAUUUCUUUUUACGCAUCAGCCAUGGCUUUGAACUCCAUAGCUUCAAGGCCCUCCUCCUCUUUGUUAUCAAGAAAAUUGAGGAAUUCUUCUGCAAAUGAUUCGGUUGUAGCCCAUUCAGCUAGAUUUCUCUGUUUCUUCAAUCCCAUUCCUCUUUUCUCCAACCUCUCUUUCAAGAAUGCUUCACCAUCACCAGUUUUGUCUGUCUCGGUUAAGGCGUCCUCUUCAUCAACUUCUCCUUCCGCAACUGUCGCUCACUCCCAAGAACUCAAGAUUAAGAGUGUGCCAACGCAGCCAAUUGAGGGGCAGAAGACUGGUACAAGUGGGCUUCGGAAAAAGGUGAAAGUGUUCAUGCAAGAAAACUAUCUCGCCAACUGGAUUCAGGCAUUGUUUGAUUCAUUGCCACCAGAGGAUUACAAGAAUGGAGUUUUGGUGUUAGGCGGUGAUGGUAGAUAUUUCAACAAGGAGGCUGCACAGAUAAUUAUCAAAAUUGCUGCUGGCAAUGGUGUUGGGAAAAUCUUGGUUGGCAGGAAUGGUAUACUGUCUACACCAGCUGUAUCUGCUGUAAUAAGGAAGAGAGAGGCUAAUGGUGGUUUUAUUAUGAGUGCAAGCCACAAUCCUGGUGGUCCUGAAUAUGAUUGGGGUAUCAAGUUUAAUUACAGCAGUGGCCAACCUGCACCUGAGUCGAUUACUGACAAGAUCUAUGGAAACACUCUUUCUAUCUCUGAAAUAAAAAUAGCCGACAUUCCAGACAUCAAUCUCUCUCAGCUCGGUGUAACAAACUGUGGACCUUUUAGUGUAGAGGUAGUUGAUCCAGUAGCUGAUUAUUUGGAGCUUUUGGAGCAUGUAUUUGAUUUUUCACUAAUCAGGAGCCUUAUAUCACGGUCAGAUUUCAGGUUCAUAUUUGAUGCCAUGCAUGCUGUCACUGGUGCUUAUGCCAAACCAAUUUUUGUGGACAAGCUGGGAGCUAGCCCGGAUUCCAUUUUAAAUGGGGAGCCUCUAGAAGAUUUUGGACAUGGCCAUCCAGAUCCUAAUCUCACAUAUGCCAAGGAAUUGGUCGACAUAAUGUAUGGAGAGAACGGACCUGAUUUUGGUGCUGCAAGUGAUGGAGAUGGUGAUAGAAACAUGGUUCUUGGGAGAGCAUUUUUCGUGACUCCUUCAGAUUCUGUUGCUAUUAUUGCUGCCAAUGCGGAAAAUGCCAUCCCGUACUUCAAAACUGGCCCAAAGGGUUUGGCUCGAUCCAUGCCGACUAGUGGUGCUCUGGAUCGUGUAGCAGAGAAGUUAAACCUUCCCUUCUAUGAGGUGCCCACUGGUUGGAAAUUUUUUGGAAACCUAAUGGAUGCAGGGAAAUUGUCAAUUUGUGGAGAAGAAAGUUUUGGAACUGGUUCUGACCACAUCCGUGAGAAAGAUGGUAUCUGGGCUGUUUUAGCUUGGUUGUCGAUACUUGCUUUUAGAAAUAAGGACAAGAAACCUGGGGAGGAGUUGGUUUCUGUCUCAGAUGUUGUGACUGAGCAUUGGGCGACUUACGGGAGGAACUUCUUCUCUAGAUAUGACUACGAGGAAUGUGAGUCCGAAGGGGCUACUAAAAUGAUAGACUAUCUUAGAGACUUGAUUUCCAAAGGCAAAACCGGCGAUGCAUAUGGAGACUACGCUCUACAAUUUGCAGACGACUUCACCUACACUGAUCCUGUAGAUGGCAGUGUAGUUACCAAGCAAGGCGUCCGUUUUGUGUUCACUGAUGGAUCCAGGAUUAUAUUUAGGUUAUCGGGUACCGGGUCUGCUGGUGCAACUGUUCGUAUAUAUAUUGAACAAUUUGAGCCCGAUUCAUCUAAACACGACUUGGAUGCACAAAUAGCACUGAAACCUUUGAUAGAUCUGGCUUUAUCUACUUCAAAGCUCAAGGAGUUCACUGGAAGGGAUCAGCCAACGGUCAUCACAUAGAUCGGACGAAACAACAGCAUUUGAGCAUACCAGUAGCAUGUUCUAUAUAAGCUAUCACUCAAAGUAAACGGAAGCUCGUUCGUGUGUGCGGACAUUCUUAGUAUAGUUGAGGUGGAUGUGAUUGAGAUUAGUAGUCCUUCUGCUCUGCUACAGGUGUUGAUAAUGAUAGGAGUUGUAUUCAUGGAUCGGAAAAAGAUUUGGACAUCUUUCUAAGGAGUGUGUGGGUGAUGAGAUGAGAUGAUUUGUGUGGAAGUAAGCAAGAAGAUCACGUGAAUAUUCGCCACUUUUGGUUUGAACAGUUGGAAGUAAGAGUUUAGGCACACACUAUCUUUGAGGUCAUCUUCCAUCUCAACAGAUUAGUAAUAGUAAUUGUCCUUCAUUUCUUAAAUGAUGGAAGACUAUUAGGCUUAUCCUUUCCUUUUUCUGUAUAAACUUGUCAUUUUCCAUUACGAGGUUUGGUGGAGGCCUCAAAUUUUGCUCAUUUUGUAUUUUGGUAAAGACUGUGAGAAUAGAGAAAAGUUACAAUUAUUAUUACGAAAAAAUGGCAUUGUCAUGAAGAAAA